AUGGGUCAGUAUCGACAGCUGAAUAGUGUCAAAAGAGUCGACGUGCCGAUCAACCUCAGACCAGGGGGAAAAGACGCCGGACGCUUCCAAGCGAAGAUUGGGCCCGGCUGGCGCAUGGUUUGGGGACGGAUGGUGCACAGCUUGUUGAGUGAGUCUCUCAUCGACCAGCGCAUGGCAGAGUGGCUGCGGAAGGCUGCGGAGCCGCCCGGAGGGGAGGUCGACCCAGGCAGACUUCGGCAUCACGAGAAGAAAGACCUGCCAGACGACAAGCACAAGGACAAACUGAUCCACUUGUCACGCUUCCCCCAGAUCGUGGCAGAGCGGCUCGCCUUCUUCUUCCAGUCUCUCGAGAGGAUCCAGGAGCCGGGCGAUGGCACACAGGUUGAAGAAACCGACAAGCUUACAUCUCCGGAUUUCGAGCCGGGCACGGUUCCAUCGCUGACGCAGAUCAUCCCCUGCUACCAAGAGAUGGUGAUCCCAACCUCCGACUUCUUGCGGAAGGGUUCAUCCCCGGAGGAUGCCAAGAACCAGAGCCCCAACGACGAGCACGGCAUCGGCGAUUUGACUGCGCCGCCGCUGGGCGAUGGGGUCAACACGAACCUGGCCUUUAUCAUCUCCCAAUUUCCAGAUGAGUGGCUCUUCUUCGCAAAAAGGGUCUACAAGGACGAGCGCGGCAGUUUCCUCGAGCUAUACAAGCUCUUCAUAGAG
This is a messenger RNA of Symbiodinium necroappetens, 708 nucleotides long. NCBI's taxonomy places the organism in Eukaryota, Dinophyceae, Suessiales, Symbiodiniaceae. The record is from the annotation of a GenBank genome assembly.